AUGCUGUUGCUAUACUCGUUGCUGCUGAUGCCGCUGUUAACAAUGGCGGAGACCACGCAGCCCACCAUGAUGCAGGAAAGACGGACGCCGCGGUUGGAGAACUCGAGGAGCUACGAGGACUGGAUCGGUGAUGGGAUUCUGAACGACGUGGACACUGUUCUCCCUGCAACACGGUCUCCAUACGACGGUAUACUAUUAGCUCGAAGGAGGCGAAAGAAGAAGCACAAAUUGAACAGAUACAUCAUACCGUUGAUCGUCGGAUUUAUGCUGAUUAAGUCGAUUUUACUGCCGAUCGCUUUGAAGACCUUGGCGAUUUUAAGCGGCAAAGCGGUCGUCUUGAGUUUGAUGAGCUUGAUCCUUGCGGCGAUUGUGGGACUGAAGAAGGUCGCUCAGAGUCAUCACGGCGGAGGAUACGAGGUUGUGAACGUGCCUAUAAACAAAUACAAGAGACAGGAUGUGUUCGACAUGGCGGACGAUUUGGUGGAAACAGAGCCUUACAAGUUUUACAGGGAACGACGUAGAAGGAAGUAA
Habropoda laboriosa is the source of this 531-nucleotide messenger RNA. RefSeq lists its product as uncharacterized. The transcript has 2 exons. NCBI's taxonomy places the organism in Eukaryota, Metazoa, Arthropoda, Insecta, Hymenoptera, Apidae. The record is from RefSeq and is a predicted model, not a curated record. Bases 1 to 531 code for a protein of 176 amino acids.